Molecule: messenger RNA, 1157 nt
Organism: Bipolaris sorokiniana ND90Pr
Lineage: Eukaryota; Fungi; Ascomycota; Dothideomycetes; Pleosporales; Pleosporaceae
Exons: 2
Coding region: 109-798 (229 amino acids)
Source: RefSeq, a predicted model, not a curated record
GCUAGUAUCGACUUACUCUCAGCCUGUUGCUUACUGUCAACCCGGUAAUCGAUCAAUAUACAAUACGACCACAAUAUUUUAGAAGAGAUAAAAGGAGGAAUAAGAGUCAUGUCAGACUCGAAUGUGAUCCAGCUCCUCGACUCGAUAUCGCACAGGCUCAUAACAGCCACUAGCCUUGCCCAUGUGCCCAAGAAGCCUCAAGAUACGCAACUGACGGCGACUAUUGCAGAUCUGCAUGUCCACCCCACAAUCGAAGCUCUCCUACAUAUUCUGAACCACGACCUGCCGUCUGCACACUUUCUUGUUCGACACAUGCAAGCCCCGCCGGCUGUGGAGGGGAUGCUGCUCCAUGGCAUCCUGCACCGGGCUGAAGGCGAUUUCAACAAUGCAUGGGCAUGGAUAAGCGACGUCUCGGACGCGUGUGAAGGUUACCAGCCCAAACACAAGGACGAAGGCCAGAAACUGGAUCCCGAGGUUGCCAAACAAGUCGGCAGCAACUCGCAGAUAUCUGGUUCACUUAUCAAUUUCGUUUAUGGUGACGAUGACGACGCCGGAGAUCUCAUUGAUGCUGUUGAGGCUUUCCGAAAACAAAAACACGGCCAUAUGAGAGAGGAGGAAGAGAGGACGAUUGAGAAGAGAAUCAGAGCAGAGGCGGAGAAAGUGCUGGAUUGGUGCAAGAACAAAUUUGGUAGUGGGGUAUGGCAGGAUGCGACGAAGGCUUGGGUCAAGAAUAGCGAGGAGAUUAGCAAAAUUAGUAGAAGUAUGGUGAGUGAUGGGAAGGGGUAUAGGGACUUUUAAUUUCAAAGGUGCAUGAUUGUCCCGGUAUAGAUGACUAAUUUCGAACUGAAAAUAAUUUUCUUCCGACGCAGUACUAAUUCGCAAGAAGGGUUUCCAAGUUUUGGUGCCAAAGAAGCUUUCUUAAAAUCUUCUUCUUGUUUAACUACUGCACCAAUUUUUGAGAGACAAAAAAUACUGUAUCUAGCCACUUUAGAUAGCCUGUAGCAGCUAACACAACAACUAUGAAAUAGAGUAGGUAGUACUGUCCAUACCAGACAUUUAACACGUGACAUGAUCGUAAUACCGAGCACAGCUAGUAUCCCGCCGGUGCCAAGACUAACAAGCUGAUCAUGCCCUCAUCCUGGCGACGUGACCCCCCC